This is a messenger RNA of Mauremys mutica (yellowpond turtle), 1918 nucleotides long. RefSeq names its product centromere protein A (gene CENPA). Gene Ontology annotation, cellular component: nucleosome. NCBI's taxonomy places the organism in Eukaryota, Metazoa, Chordata, Testudines, Geoemydidae. The transcript is spliced from 5 exons. The record is from RefSeq and is a predicted model, not a curated record. Gene Ontology annotation, molecular function: DNA binding; protein heterodimerization activity; structural constituent of chromatin. Bases 185 to 610 code for a protein of 141 amino acids.
CGCCCCCCCCCGAGCAGGGAACCAUAGAGGCGGGUCCGCCGGCGGCGCAGAGCGGCCGCGCUCUCGGGUUUCCGGCGCCGGAAGUGACGUCGGAAAGUGACGCGAAGGGGGCGGGAUGUCGCGGGAGGUUUGAAUCCGAGAGACUCGGAACCGCCGCUGCUGCCGCUGCCCGGCCGGACCCGUCAUGCACCGCGGCUCCCCCCCGCGGCCCGGCUCCCGCCGCAAGGCCGCCGCCCCCCCGCGCCGCUCCCCGCGCCGGCCCGAGCCGCCCCCCCCGCGCCGCCGCGCGCCCGGGCUGCGGCGCCGGUACCGGCCCGGGCAGCGGGCGCUGCUGGAGAUCCGCAAAUUCCAGAAGAGCACGAACCUGCUGAUCAGCAAACUGCCCUUCUCCCGCGUGGUGCGGGAGAUCUGCCUGAUGUACACCCGGGGCGUGGACUUCCACUGGCAGGCCAUGGCGCUGCUGGCCCUGCAGGAGGCGGCGGAGGCGUUCCUGGUGCGGCUGCUGGAGGACUCGUAUCUCUGCUCCAUCCACGCCAAGCGCGUCACCCUCUUCCCCAAGGACAUUCAGCUGGCGCGGCGCAUCCGCGGCAUCCAGGAGGGCCUGGGCUGAGGGGCCUGGACCCCCCUGCGGCCCCCCCGGGCCUGGGCUGAGGGGCCUGGACCCCCCCUGCGGCCCCCCCGGCGCAGCCCCCGGGCCUGGGCUGAGGGGCCUGGACCCCCCUGCGGCCCCCCCGGGCCUGGGCUGAGGGGCCUGGACCCCCCUGCAGCCCCCCUGGCGCAGCCCCCGGGCCUGGGCUGAGGGGCCUGGACCCCCCCUGCGGCCCCCCCGGCGCAGCCCCCGGGCCUGGGCUGAGGGGCCUGGACCCCCCCGCGGCCCCCCCGGCGCAGCCCCUGGGCUGAGGGGCCUGGACCCCCCCGUGGCCCCCCCAGGCCUGGGCUGAGGGGGGCUGGACCCUCCCUGUGACCCCCUGGCGCAUGGGUGGUGUCCACACCCGGCUGGGCUGAGCAGGGUCCAGACCUGGAAACCUCCCCUGGCCCCCCCCCCCGCACCUCCCCUGCAGCCUCCCUCCCUCCCAACCCCCCUCUGCCCCCCAGUUCUGAGCCCCCCUGGCCCGGCUCUUUUUAUUCCCCUGAGCUCCCCCCUCGGGUCCCCCCCCUCUGAGCCUGGGGCCAGGACACCCCAGGAGUCGGGCCCCAGCGAGGGGGGGGGGGCUGCACAGGGUUUUAACCCCGGAUAUUAACGUCUGCCCCAGAGCCCCCCCGCUGGAGAGGGGGCGCCCCAGCGAGGGUGUGGGGGGGGCCCUGGAGCUGGGGGGGCCGGGGCGUUGUACAGCCCGGGGCAGCUGCUGUCACGGCAAUAAAGUUGGUUUGAAAUUGUCUCGGAUUCCCGCCCCCCAUCUCUCGGCUCCCUGCGGCCUGGGACGACCCCCCCUUCGGGUGCCAGCCCCUCUCGGGGGGGGGCGCUCGCUCUCGGGGGUUAAACCCUGGGCCCCAGCACCCCCUGGGCUGCACCUCUGAGCCUGCAGCGCCUGGCGCUGCCGGGGGCCCCCAGAGCCCCCCCCCGAUCCCGACCUGCAGGGACCCUGCGCCAGCGUCACGGGGGGGCUGCCCCCUCCUUCCAGCCGAGCCCCCAUGUCCCCUCCCCCGGCAACAGGUCACCUGGGCCCCCCCGCCUGCCCCCAGCCGCGUCACCCUGUCCGGGCCAUUGCAGGGGUCCCGGCCCUCCCCCACCUGGCCACAUGCGGCACCGGGGGGAAACUGAGGCACCCACUGUGCUCACGGUUCAUUUAUAACUUGGUGCCCAUUAAUGUCAUGGGGUGACGCCUAGUUCCUGUGGUAGGGGAAGGAGCAAAUAACACCCUGUCACGGACUCACAGAUGGUGCCCACGCGUGGCCCCGUGCGGUCUGUGGGGGGGGG